AUGUGGUUGUUCCUCUACACAGCGGCGUGCGUUGCACUGUCACUCGUGCCAGGCGCAUUCGGCGAGAUCUUCCUGAACAAUGCGACUGAGCCAUUGUCCAGGUUCUUAACGAGACCACAAUCACUGGCUCCAGCACUCAACGUGACCAUCAGCAAGCCCGGACAAGCUGACGGCUUGAUCUUCAUGGGGCCUUACGGCAAUGGCUACAUGGGAGCCGGUCCACGUAUCUACGACAAGCAAGGCAAGCUGGUCUGGGACGGAUAUGGCGUACUACCGGGCAACGCCCACAACGUCCAUGUCUGUACAUAUCAGGGCAGCCCUCACCUGUGCAUGGUGCUUGCCUCGGAUCAGACUGGAUAUGCAGCUGGCAUGGGCGUGAUCGUUGACAGCAACUACCGGAUCGUCCAAACUGUUCAGACUGGACGUGGUGCGAUGCCAGUCGACGAACAUGAGUUUCACCUUGUCGACAAUGGUACCCACGCCCUCGUCUCCUUCUACCAGACUGUUCCUUACGACUUGUCUCCAAUCAACAUUACCACUGGAAUGGGCUACUUGAUGGAGGGAGGUUUCCAGGAGAUCGAUGUCGAGUCUGGAGAUGUCUUGUUCGAGUGGUACUCUACCAACCAUGUGGACAUUCUGGACACCGUCAUCAAGCCCAAUACGUCUGAUGUCUCCGGCACUGGGACGACUGGCACGUCCGGAUUUGACUACUUCCAUGUCAACAGUAUAGACAAGUCUCUGACGACUGGCAACUAUUUGGUCUCGUCACGGCAUACAGGAACGCUGUAUUGCGUCAAUGCGUCGGACCAGAACGUGCUGUGGAGGCUGAGCUUUGUCGGCCCUUCAGACUACACCCUCCGGGGGUUCAACUUCAGCUUCCAGCACGAUGCCAGAUGGGUGAGCGACAACGACGAAAUGAGCGUCAUAUCCUUUUUCGAUAACGCCUUCAAUGGCUUUGGCGACCCUGCAACCGGUGCUUCUGCUACCAUGUCCCCUGGUCAGGUCAUCGCCCUCAACCAUACAGAUAACACCGCCAAGCUCCUGUCUAUCACGUACCCACCAUACAACACGACAUCGCUAUCACAAGGCAACACCCAGCUCCUGGCCAACGGCAACGUCUUCCACGGAUGGGGAGACGUUCCGCAAAUCUCAGAGCACGACGGUGAUGGCAACGUGAUCCUCGCGGCCUCCUUCGCCAACAAGCAAGGCACCAUCAUGAACUACCGAGCCUUCACCUUCGACAACUGGAACAGCACACCCGCCAACACCGUCCCCGCGGUCUACUCCUACGCCCUGAACACCACCGCCCCAACCUCCAUCUACACCUCCUGGAACGGCGCGACGGAAGUCGCAACAUGGCGGUACUAUGGCGCGCAAAACAUCGGCGACAACUUCACCUCGAUCGGCUCGACGCCCAAGAACGGCUUCGAGACGCUGUGGACGGCGCCGGAGUUCUACAGAUGGGUCAUGGCGGAGGCCGUGAGUGCGAGUGGGACGAGUCUGCGGAACUCGAGUUUCCAGCCCACGUUUACGCCUGGCGAGCUGCUCGUGGGGAGUUGUACGGAGACGGGGUGUAAGGCGUUGCCGACGGAGGGGUUUGUUAAUGCGGAUGUUAGUGUUUAUCAAGGGACGAGUUGA
Molecule: messenger RNA, 1638 nt
Organism: Zasmidium cellare ATCC 36951
Lineage: Eukaryota; Fungi; Ascomycota; Dothideomycetes; Mycosphaerellales; Mycosphaerellaceae
Exons: 5
Coding region: 1-1638 (545 amino acids)
Source: RefSeq, a predicted model, not a curated record